AUGAAAACAAUUUUACCAUUCGCUUCAUGCUUCGCACUCAGUUUUGUCUGCACAUGCUUCAGAGUAGACAAAAUAUACGAAACGAAUAAAACGAAUUUAUUCCUUCACCUCCAAAAGAAUGUAGCCCAUAAAAAGUACAAGCUCAGUUAUGAACAAAAUGUAGAAAACGAAAUGCAAAUUAGAAAAAAAAUAGAGGAAGAAAGAGAAAGAAGGGAAAAAAUCAAGAAAGAAAAUAUUUUGUUUAUUAAUAAAAAUUUCAAAUAUGUAAGUAACAACAUCCCCAUUAAUGUUGAAAAAAAAUACACAUACGAAACGUUUAAAUAUAGUGACGAAAUUCUUUCAUAUGUCUUUUUUGUAAUAAAUUUGUUUAAACAUGAACAGUAUAAAAAUAAAGUAUACAAGGAGCACUUACAGAAUGAGGCUUCCCAGGGCAGACCAAAUUGGGAUACACACACGAAUGAACUUUUCCCUCCUUAUUCCAAUGUAACAAAAAAAGUGUCCGAAAAGAAUCAAACAUUAGUAUCCCAUUUUAUAAAAAAAUUUGGGGAUAAAUUCAAAUUUUUUAAUACACCAGAAAGAAUUCAAAGGGAAGAUUGGGCUAAUAUGUUUAAACUGGAACAGGAAGACAAAAAUAACUUUUUUAAAAAUAUAAAAAUUAAAAAUGAAAAAACGAAGGAGUACUACUUUGUCAUAUAUUACUGCAAUUGGCAGUAUGAAUGUAUGGCACUGUACAAUGCCCUUCAUCGCAUUUUCCACAAUUCUUACAACAAUGCUAAUUUUUACAACAUUGAGAAUAGGGUAGAUGGGAAGGACAUACAGGCGGAAGGAGACUCAGAUAAUGUAGACCAGGUUAGUGAAAAUUCAAUAGAUGGAGGAGAUAUAAUUACCAAGGAGGACAUCGAAAAGAUAAAAGAAAUGUACAUCAAAGAUAUGCAAAGUGGUGAAAUAACCGAUAUAGAUAAAUUACUUAGCAAGGAGGAAAACGAGAAGAACGAUGCAGAAACGGACUCGACGCAGGAAAAUUCUGACAAGAAUCAACUACCCAGUGGGGACAAAGCGAGCAGUCAAAUGAAGGAACAAUCGACGGAAGCACAAACACAGCUGGAUGAAAACAAGAAAAAAACCUUCCAGGAGAUAAUGGCGGAAGAAAAGAAAAAGCUAGACGAAGAAUUUUUUUUAUAUGGAUACUCAAAGUAUGAAAACAUCGAGCAGAUAAAGAAGGAAGAAGAAAUGAUAAAAGAAACGAAGCAAAUUAUCAAGGAAGAGAAGUCAAACCAGGACAAGCUAAACAACGAGAGAGACUUCAAAAAUAUUCUAAACGAUUUCGCAUUUCAUAUUAAAAAUUACAAAAAUAUGUACCAAUACGACGCGGAUGGGGUGGAGAAGAAGGACCUGUCAGAAAAUCCGAGCACAAAUCUGAUAGACGAGGAAAGGAGUGCAUCGACUCAGACGGUGUUCCGAACAAACUCUGCCGAAAAACAACCGAUAGAAGAAGCAAACGCCAAGCGAGAAGUAAACAUAAAUGUCAUUUUUGUUCGUCUAAGCAACAGCACAGUGAUAGCGAAGACUAAAAACAUAAAGGAAAAAAUUAAAAAGAAAUGGAUCUAUUCGCACGAAAAGGAAAUCAAAUUUUACGAAUUAAUCCUCUCUGUUAUGUUGAAUGAAAAUAUUUAUUACAAGGACAUACCCCAUAUGGAUAUAUUUUCUAUAACGUACGACAAGAAAAAAUUAUAUGACUUUUUUAAUAAAGUGAACUCAAACUUAAAGCACAGUUUCAUUCACAAAAAUAAUGUAUACGAUAUUUACAAUAACGUUAUCAAUGAGAAUAUGGAUGUCUACAAUUUUGACAUCCACGAUGGAGACAGAAUUUCACAAAAAGGAACUACAUCGGACGACGAUGUGCAGGGGGAGGCGUCUAAUCCAAGCGGGGACAUUGUCGACUCUACCCCAAAUGAUGAUGUCCUUUUUGAAGAACUAAGUCUAGAUGAAGAUGAGGAAGAAGAUUCUGAAAAUUACCAAGUGAUAUAUGAUGGGCGCAUGGACGACACGAAUCACAUCGAUGAACAGCCACAGAGUAAGACAACAAAUGCAGCCGAUAGCAAAGAAACAGAUACUACAGUUUCCUCGCCUUUAAAAAAAAAAGACCAAAUGCAGUACAAAGUUAUUAAAAAAAAACAUAAUAAAAAGGAAAGAAGUAAAUACGAAACAUUGUUUAAAAAAAAAUACAACAAUAUAUUUUCCAACACUAUUAAAAGUAAACUGUCUAUUGAAAAAAUUAGCUCCAUAUCGAAUGUCCAAACACACGCCAAUUGUACCAUCGACACGUUUAAGAAUUAUCCCCUAAAUGAAAUUUUUCAAAACGUUUCCCCAAAUGAAAAUUUUAAAAUUGAUGAAAAUUACGUGUACUACUUUAAUUAUAAAAUCCCCAAAGAAAUAUUCCCCUUUAUUCUCCAGAUGUCCUUAGCCUUCAAAUAUGAACACACCACUCUUUUGAUGAAUGCCCCCAAAAAGGUGCAGUUCGAAUUCAGAAAUGUCUAA
Messenger RNA from Plasmodium cynomolgi strain B, 2538 nucleotides. RefSeq lists its product as hypothetical. Bases 1 to 2538 code for a protein of 845 amino acids. The transcript has 2 exons. NCBI's taxonomy places the organism in Eukaryota, Apicomplexa, Aconoidasida, Haemosporida, Plasmodiidae. The record is from RefSeq and is a predicted model, not a curated record.